Ipomoea triloba (trilobed morning glory) is the source of this 640-nucleotide messenger RNA. RefSeq lists its product as uncharacterized. The transcript has 4 exons. The record is from RefSeq and is a predicted model, not a curated record. The coding region runs from base 245 to 616 and encodes 123 amino acids. NCBI's taxonomy places the organism in Eukaryota, Viridiplantae, Streptophyta, Magnoliopsida, Solanales, Convolvulaceae.
AACAGUAUGGUUUUCAAUCACAAACCAAGUAUGGAUUUUUAGAUCCAAGUUGGAUUCAACCGAAACUGGUGACUAGAAAUGAGAGGAUAAAGUAUAUAAGUGAAACCAUGGGAUAUGGUGAGAUGAAAGAUUGCUAUUUAGGCCCAUAUAAUUUCGAGUAAGCAUUUGAUUAUGUUUUAAAAUACAAUACCUUAUAUAUAAUAUACUAUAAACUAAUAAAAUUCUUAUUUGUAGGGGGCAUUGGAUGUUGAUGGCUAUUUGUCCUAAAUUAUAUGAAAUCUAUUGGUUUGAUUCCACUGGUAAUCCGCCACGUGAUGAUAUUAAAGAUAUAGUUGAAACGUCUUUGAAGGCAACAAGCAUAAUAGGUGGAAAGAAAGCAAGUCGUCAAGUAAAAUGGAUUACAUGUUCGUGUGCCAUACAAAGAGGAGGUACCGAAUGCGGAUAUUAUGUGAUGAAAUUCAUUUUGGAAAUCAUUUCAUUGGGAACAUGCAAGGGAAUGAAUAAGCUUUUGGAGAGACAAGGAAGAUUGCCAUACAAUCAAAAAGAAAUUGAUGAAGUUAGAGACAUAUGGUGCCAAUAUUUAGUUGAUGAAUGGAUUGAUAGAUUACUUCUUUAGCUUGAUGAAUUGUGAGAUUUAUGU